AUGUCAAAGCCCAAGUACCUGAUGACCCUAUGGAAACCUUCCAAGCUGCCAAGACCUGAUGAUGACCUUCCCCAGUUAUACAACAAAGAGGGACAGCCUGUGGCGAAUGUGUCCAUUGCCGACACAAACGCAACAUCUUCUACCACAGACGAGGGAGACAUCAUUACCAUCGACACUAUCAAGGCGAGACCAGUUCACACGUUAGCAGCACCCGCAUCAUUCACGCCAACAACCAACAUAAGCAUCAACUCACAUGUGAUUCAGGCGUUAUGGGACACUGGUUCAGCCAUUAUUACAGCCAUCAAUGAAAGUACAUGUGAACGAUUACAGCUCACAAUUGACACAAAUACCGUCAUAUCGUACUCAGGCGUCAGCAACAAGAUCACAAGCACCAUCGGUACCACUACUCUCAUAAUUUUUGGUGUACCUGUCAAGUUUCACAUUAUCAAAGGUCUAACUCGCGACAUGAUCAUGCCGUAG
Messenger RNA from Mucor velutinosus, 480 nucleotides. RefSeq lists its product as uncharacterized. The transcript is spliced from 3 exons. Lineage: Eukaryota; Fungi; Mucoromycota; Mucoromycetes; Mucorales; Mucoraceae. The coding region runs from base 1 to 480 and encodes 159 amino acids. The record is from RefSeq and is a predicted model, not a curated record.